Messenger RNA from Letharia lupina, 996 nucleotides. RefSeq lists its product as uncharacterized. NCBI's taxonomy places the organism in Eukaryota, Fungi, Ascomycota, Lecanoromycetes, Lecanorales, Parmeliaceae. The transcript is spliced from 3 exons. The record is from RefSeq and is a predicted model, not a curated record. The coding region runs from base 1 to 996 and encodes 331 amino acids.
AUGCAUGCGGGAAAACCGAUCACCGAGUGCCUGCAAGGACUCGGUUUGCUUGCGCCGGGUCCCAAACCGACCAAGUGUCAAUGCUCAGCUUUGGCGAAGACUGUUUAUGGACACAUCGCUGGGCUUAUAGACUCCAUCGAAGAAGAAGAUCGUGCUAUUGAUCAUGCCAAGAGCCUGAACGAACGGAUCGAGGACCGAACAAUUGAGUGGGUAGACAAGUAUAGCGAUCUCUGGACACUCAAGAACCGUGGCAGCCUCUUCCCUCACGCACCAACCAUUGCCUCUUGGGUUGAACAACUCGUACGGAAUAAGCUAGAUCGCGCCGACUCGAACAAGAAACAUAAGGGGGCAAAAAGUCUUCUGGACGGAAACCCCAGCGACGACAAUCAAGCUCAAGGCGUUACGAACGAGGGCCCCGUAUCUAGCACGCAAGACGUCGAAAAGGUGAUAUUCCCGCACGAUCUGAGGCUCAGAAUGCAAUUCCAGCAGCUGCUGCAAUUUUCAGUCCGGCGCCUACGCUCGGCGCCUACGCUACAAGCAUCGGACUUCAACGCUAUUACCGCAUACCGGAGUCCCAAACCCCAUCCAACCCAGGCCGAUAGACCAUUCCAGGACCCUCAUCCAGAUUUUUCGCCCCAGAACUUCUUCACAUCUUUAACAUAUCCCCCCACCGCUUUCCCCCAACCAAUGUUCCCGCGAAUUAUCUUCCUCGUUCGGCCUCCAGGAGACUACAACCGAUCUGCCGGACGCAUCAUGGGUCUUGCUGAGGCGCAGGACUUUGUGAACUUUCGUGCUGGCACGCUCGAAAGACUCGAGGCUAUUGGUGAACGCAUCGGCUCAAGGAGGUUGGUUGCUAAGCUGGAAUGGCUGCCUGUACCGGUUCUGAUGCAGAAUAGUCAUGACCAUCACUUCUUGCUUGAGGCGAUAAAGACAUGGUCAGAGUGGAAGAGACCAAGUUUGUGCGUCGUCUAUAUCAGUCUUGAAGACGAGGCUUAA